This is a messenger RNA of Trematosphaeria pertusa, 1304 nucleotides long. RefSeq lists its product as uncharacterized. The coding region runs from base 242 to 1201 and encodes 319 amino acids. The record is from RefSeq and is a predicted model, not a curated record. Lineage: Eukaryota; Fungi; Ascomycota; Dothideomycetes; Pleosporales; Trematosphaeriaceae. The transcript has 2 exons.
CGGAGCACUUCAGUGUACCGAUGCUAUGCAUUAGACAAUGUCGGGCUGGGAGUCCUCUCUGAGUCAGAUGGUUUCCAAGGUACCAUUUCACUAGCGUUGCCCAAAAAGGCUAGCUUCUUUAGCUGGAUCUCGGCGCUCCAAACUACGCCCGUCCCAUUUCACACAAGCUCUCCCGCUCCCUCUACUCUCUCCUGAACCCAUCGACUUCUCUCCGGCUUUCUACACCAAACGAGAUCCCACAAUGCCCUCUUCGCGACGCCGGAACGCCAAGGCGAAGAAGCGCAAAGCCGACAAAGCAACCUCGCAUGGGAUUGACGAAGACAAUAAGCCGAAGCGCCAGAAGACCAGCGAAGGAGCUCUACAUCAAUCUACUCCGGCUGACCCGCUCGAUCAAUCCCCGUUCUUCAAACUUCCCCUUGAGCUGAGAAAUAUGGUCUAUCACGAGCUUUGGCAGGCUACGCCUCGAAUCCGCGUUGACUCCAAUCCCUCUGUUCGCCGGGACCGCACGGUCGCAUAUUUGAUAUAUGACGGCGCGUCGAGAGAAGAAGGCGGCUUCAGCUGGUCGUCAGUUCGUGGAGGAUGGACGCUCCCACUGUGGCUGCGCACAAGCAAGGCCUUCCUGGACGAGGGCGUUGCGCAACUUCGACUAAAAGGAUACUGGCACCUGGACUUCCUCUUCUCGAGAGAGUUUGCAUUCGCUCGACCCAGGGGUUUACCGCUCUUUCCUACGACCGCGCUGACUAUCGAAGACGUGGCGCUGCGGCAGGUCAUGCCAACGCAGAGCAAGAAUCAAUUCACGCUUUUUCCCGCCGACGCCGCAUGGCUUCUUCAACUCUCGCGUCUUCCUUGCUUAGCGAAGAAUCUCAAGAAACUGCGGUUCCAGGCGCGCUUUUCCCUCUCCAGAAGCUCUCACCCUGUCCUUCCUCAAGACAUCGAGCUUGACCUGAGCCCUCUGUACCCCUUGGCUACGGCCUUGGAACAACUCCAUACGCUGGAGGUCGUUAUCGGUGAUUAUCUAGUUGAUUGGAAUCCCGACUCGAGGGAGUUGUUGAGAAGUAUUCAACAACAGGCCAUCCUGGACUUGGCUCAGGCGUUUUGGGGCGACAAGGUGGCAGUUACGAAAACGAAGGUUGAGGGGUCGUCUAUGAGAGCAAAGCAGCACGAGUGGUGGCUCCACCGGCUUGAGCGGCGUGCAUCAUAGCUUCCGAUGACGACAGAGUCUUCCGAGAUUGUAUCGCGACAGCAGGAUAUCGGGUUCGGGAGACCACCCUCCAGUAUGCUCAGCAUUCAAGCACGGGGCCGGA